GAACCCCACACUUAUUUGGAUGGCAAACUCCUGUUCACAUCUAAGAAGUGGGGCCGGGAGAUUAAUGACAUCACCACUUGGGUUGAGGCUUUCACCAUAUUCUCUUGGAUCUUUUGCACUGCACACUCUUUCAGGUGGCAAAUUGUCACACAAUACAAGCUGCUAAUUAUCAAGACUUCCCCAGGAAAGCCUGGCGUCACUAGGACAUUGCCUUUCAGAGGGAUGCAGGAGCAUGAGAUCUGAGAGAUUGGUCCAGCACGAAUCUGGAUUUUUACAAUUUUCGUACUCGCACUUCAUCCUUUCAGUCAGGUUCCUCCUCAAAGGGCUCGCACAGCCUUUUCAUUCCUCUGCCCUGUUGCCCAAUUUCUGUCGUUCAUGAAAUGAUGGUUCCCACCAAUGACCCUGUUAGUGACAUUUCGAGUUGCGUUACAUUAUGUACGUCCUGACAAUUAUCACGUGUUUUGGUCAUGUGACGAUGUUGUUGAACUCGGACUCUUGAAUGGAACCUGACUCGAGACUUGUCGAGAUUUGUCGAGAUAGUUUUGUUUUGUUUUGUUAAGAGCUUACAGUCUUGGAAUAGAAACAACAGACCCUUUGGUCUGUGCCGCUAUUGUCACUGUUGCGAGAAGUGUGAAGGCGACCACCUGCAUGUCAACUGUCCUUUACAGGCAUCCAGGUCACAUAUCCCACACACCUGCCCAGCAACCCCAACUCGAAAUAAGCACCAGAGGUGUUAACAUGGUGGCCAACCCUCGUAGUGGUACUUGUCAAAAGGACCUUGAAAAUAGUGUAAAUAUGUUAUGUUCUGAUUAAUCUGAAAACAGUUUGAUCACCAUUUCCGAUAACGCUUCUCUUUCUGUUCCUGAUUCACCUGCCAUGUGCCAGUUCACGUCAGCACAUACUGUGAAUACAUCACAUUCAGUUCAGGUCUCAAAUGAUUUGUUGCCAAUUUCGGUGAAUGCUGCCCUUUGAAUUGAAGAAUUACCUGCCAAGUGCCAGUUGAUGACAGCCCAUUGUCCUGUCUUCAAGUUGUCCUCCUUCCCUUGAUCUGUCCGUCAAGAACUGGUCCCUCCAUCCAGUGUCACUCCAAUCGAUGCCCACAAACGUCAGCAUUAGUUAUGCCUUCACCCCAAUCAAGCUGGUGGACUAUGUAAUUUCUGGUCUUAGCUUUGGUUUUCAUCUCGGUUUCAACCCAGAGCCGGCAUCCUCAAAAUAA
Porites lobata is the source of this 1216-nucleotide messenger RNA. The record is from the annotation of a GenBank genome assembly. Lineage: Eukaryota; Metazoa; Cnidaria; Anthozoa; Scleractinia; Poritidae.